CUCGAAUCAAAUCGCGAAUUUGACCGGUGGAAGGAUGGGCACAGGUAUCGUCGGAGUCGAUGACGCCAACCAUGUGAUGGCCACCCCCAGGCGUUCCGACGGCUCCCAUUAUUGCCGCGGCUGUGUGUAUUGUGGCGUCAUGCGUCUACUUCCUCCAAUCCCGCCGUCACAAACGCCCCAGUGCUGUGGACCUUUCUACGUUCCAACUCGAGGACAUUACGAAAGCGAUGGAUAGCGAGAUGUGCGUGGUGGGCACGUUCCCUGGAAACCCCGACAAGGUUCUUCUGGUCUUGCAGAAGCAGAAGUUUGGUCGCGGGGAUGCGCUUCGACUGAUUCGUAGCAUGACGCUGCGACGGAUGCAUGAAAACGACGUGUACUCGAACCACAUCGGUGUGCUCUCUGGGGACAACGAUGCGUUGCGGGUGACGAUGAUUUACCCUGCAACUGCCGCCCACAUUGCCAAGCACUCGGAGCAAUCGUUUUACAUGGCUGAAGAGACCGCCGCCAUCUACAACAACAUUACCCUGCCAUACAUCGAAAGCAUCCCGUCUGCGAAGAUUCAAUGGGUGUACAACAUCUUGGAUGGGACGAGUGAAGCCGAGAAGAUCAUCUUGGACGACUCGGACCCAACGCAUGGUUUCGUGCUCCUACCAGAUACAAAGUGGAGCGCCCCGUAUCACGUCGAGAGUUUGUACUGCCUGGCCAUUGUCCGCGACCGGUCGAUUCGAUCGGUCCGCGAUUUGCGCGCGCCGCACGUGCCGAUGCUGGAAAGUCUGCGGGCGAAAGGGCUGGCGGUGAUCCGUGAAAAAUACGGCGUCGCGGCGUCCAGCGUUCGGUGCUUUGUGCAUUACCAGCCAUCGUACUACCAUUUCCACGUGCAUUUUACCCACGUCAAGGUGGCAUGUGGCAUUUCCGUCGGCAAGGCCAUCUUGAUCCAAGACAUUCUCCACAAUUUGUCCAUGCACAGCGACUACUACGUCCAUGCACAGCGACUACUACGUCCAUGCGACGCUGUCGUAUCUCGUCGGGUCGGCGCAGCACGGCGCGCUCUUCCAAGCGCUCGUCCAGCGCAACGUACUUGCGUUGUAAGCGGGCGAUUUCUCGACGCGGUUGCUUAAUGGAAUACAAAGUACGACUGGUCCAAGUCGGCGUUGUUCUCGAACGCCGUCUUCCCGAACAAGCUCUCCCAGAUGCGCCUCGGGUGGCUGGUCGGCGGCGACGUCGCCUUGGUUUUGUUGGCGGGCUUUGUACCAGGGCUGCCAUGACGCACCAUCACCGGCACCAACGUCGUCAUGGGCGGCAUCGUAUUCCACUCGUCGCAGCGCCGACACGACGACGCUGUCGUACGGGAUGCAGGCGGAACGCCCCGCGAUCGUUGAAACGAACGAACCAUCUCGCGAGCGGCCGACGACGAUGGUGCAUCGGAUGCACCGGACGUGCUGCCGUCGUUCGAUGGAGUCGCGUGGUCGUCACUGCCGUCGACGAGCAAUAUGAUCUGGGAGAGGGGUGUGUUGGCUUGGUCCGUCGCGGCAAGUUCGGACAGCAUCGUCUCCAGCGAUGUCCCUGGCGCAAUGGAGUGCGACGUCGCGGACACGACGAUGCUUGGAGGGAUUUCGCGGAGAUGCUUGGCAACAAACCCCAUCAUUGCAUCAAAGUCGGCUCGCCGUAGGGUCACGAGAUCGUCGUCAUGCACGUGUUCGGAAGACACGUCCGUCACUUCGGCAAAGUAGUCGCGGGCUUCACUGCUCAGGUAGUUGUUGUCGAGAACAUUCACUGUGACGUCUCCGCGGCUUGUGUACAGGAUGGACGAGGCUUGUGGGGACAAUUGCGUUGGAGGGGGCUCAGACAACGACUGGUGCGAUGGGUCUUCUUGGAAGCGGACGUGCGUGUCGCUACAUAGUUGAAUCCUUUCGGAAGACACGAUGGACACAGGACCAUUCAUACUCGCAGCGCCGGUGUCAAGUAUGUCGUCGUGUAGUCGACGACGGUACCAUCCAUACAGUGCAUACAAUGACGGGAUCACCAGGGCCACCGCGGUGACCCCCAUGCCGUCCACUUUCAUGCUACCUGGCGCUUCUCCGCUCUGGGGAGGCGACGAAUUUGCGUGGUUCGGGCAUCGCGAUCGGCCAUGCUUGCGCCACGCUUCUGCAAUCG
Messenger RNA from Aphanomyces invadans, 2154 nucleotides. RefSeq lists its product as hypothetical. The transcript has 6 exons. NCBI's taxonomy places the organism in Eukaryota, Oomycota, Saprolegniomycetes, Saprolegniales, Verrucalvaceae. Gene Ontology annotation, biological process: deadenylation-dependent decapping of nuclear-transcribed mRNA. Gene Ontology annotation, cellular component: P-body; nucleus. The record is from RefSeq and is a predicted model, not a curated record. Gene Ontology annotation, molecular function: hydrolase activity; RNA 7-methylguanosine cap binding. The coding region runs from base 228 to 1118 and encodes 296 amino acids.